This is a messenger RNA of Daldinia caldariorum, 1155 nucleotides long. Its product is annotated as Gar1/Naf1 RNA binding region-domain-containing protein. The transcript is spliced from 2 exons. Gene Ontology annotation, biological process: ribosome biogenesis; snoRNA guided rRNA pseudouridine synthesis. Lineage: Eukaryota; Fungi; Ascomycota; Sordariomycetes; Xylariales; Hypoxylaceae. The coding region runs from base 443 to 1102 and encodes 219 amino acids. The record is from RefSeq and is a predicted model, not a curated record. Gene Ontology annotation, molecular function: box H/ACA snoRNA binding. Gene Ontology annotation, cellular component: box H/ACA snoRNP complex.
GGCGUACCUGUGUUACGUGUAGCGCAGCAGCCGAGUCCACUAGGUACCUUUACAUAAGGUACCUACCUACCUAAGGUACCUAGGUAUCUAAACCUUAUAGCUGCUUAGAUAAUCCUACAUGGUUCCUUAUCGCCAAUUAUCGAUAAACACCUUAUCAUCCGCGCACGUUUUUCCGUCCGAAGAAAAAAAGUCCCAUCCAGGUGCGUGUGGGAACUUUUUUUUUUUCUGGGAUCCGUCUGAACUUUAGCUUGGCAGCAAAAUUGUUCGGAAAAGCUUCAAUCAAAACCUUUUUCUUUUUUUCCGAAUAAAAGAUUCCGUCCUCACCCCCCCUCCUCCAAUUGCGCGAGAACGUGAUCCGGCCAAGUCCCUAAUCUCGAGGAAAAAAAGAGAAACAUAACAUAAUAUCGUAGAGGUUCAAUUGACCUCGUUAUCGCACGUCGUCAUGUCGAGAGGAGCGCCGCGCGGUCGGGGCGGCUUCGGUGGAGGUCGUGGUGGUGGUGGAGGUCGAGGCGGCCGAGGCGGAUUCGGACAGCGCGACUUCGGGCCGCCGGACCAGAUCCUGGAGAUGGGCAGCUUCCUGCACGCGUGCGAGGGGGAGAUGGUGUGCGAGAGCAUCAACCCGAAGGUGCCGCACUUCAACGCGCAGAUCUUCCUGGAGAACAAGACGGCCGUCGGCAAGGUCGACGAGGUCCUCGGCCCCAUCAACCAGGUCUACUUCACCGUCAAGCCCUCCGAGGGCAUCCAGGCCGCCUCCUUCAAACCCGGCGACAAGUUCUACAUCGGCUCCGAGAAGCUCCUCCCCCUCGACAAGUUCCUCCCCAAGCCGAAACCCCCGCCCGGCGCACCCAAGGUCAAGAAGUCGAGCCGUGGGGGCCCCGGAGGCGGUGGUCGCGGAAGGGGUGGGCCGAUAAGAGGUGGUGGACGAGGUGGAUUUGGCGGCGGGUUUGGUGGUGGUAGAGGUGGUCCGUCAAGAGGUGGCCGCGGCGGAUUCGGUGGUGGUCGCGGAGGCGGCGGUCGUGGUGGAAGCGGUGGAUUUAGCAGAGGUGGUGGUGGUGGCAGUAGGGGACGGGGCGGUUUCAGCCGAGGAGGAGGUCGAUUCUAAACCCAACAAGAAAAAAAAAAGCUGGGAAAGCGAAGAUUUUCUAAUACCCCCCC